Amoebophrya sp. A120 is the source of this 969-nucleotide messenger RNA. NCBI's taxonomy places the organism in Eukaryota, Dinophyceae, Syndiniales, Amoebophryaceae. The record is from the annotation of a GenBank genome assembly.
GUUUAAUGGGCGCUUCUGGAGUGAGUGAGAGUGUUGAAGGGCAAUGGGGAUGCUUUUCUAUUUCUAUCAUCAUGCAGACACCCGUAUCGCAAAUUCAUAGCUCUUUUUCAGUGGAGUUUCCUUUUCCGCUGAAUGCGUGCCGCCGAGAUGGUGCAAUACGAGCGGGGCCUGCGAGGUAUUGAAAGAGGCCUCAGCCCGCAUAUGUCCGAGGCGCAGAAGGGCGUCACGGCGUAUAAGCUGCAGAAGGCGCAGCACGCCAAGGGUUAUCCUGUGUAACAACGUUCUUCCCCCGGGGUAAUCAGCAGGUUGAGAAGUUGGCAACACAAAUGCAGAACUUUUGGGAAGAAUGCAUCACAAGUUUCUCUCAGACGCAUGAAGAGGCUGCUAGAUCUCUUCUUUAUAGCAUCAAGAUCAGUAGAAAUGCCUUUUCCGGGUUUGCGUAUCACAAGCUCUUACACUAUUCCGUAGAUGCAGAUCUGCGUGACACCUUGAUGGGAACGGGCGUUUUUACUGAGGAUAAAGACGAAGCGCGGAUGACAGCGGCGUCGAAACACGUCGCUGGGAAGAUAGCUGAUAUCAACAGAAAAAAAACUCUGGCUCUGGAUUUCUUUGUCUUGCUGCGCCUUGUCGUUCAGUUUUUGUAUGGCCCAGAAGCGAAGAUUUCAAGUGCGGGCCACAGCGUCACAAGCUUCCACCGGCGCACCUCGCGAUGCGUCGGUGGAUCUCUUUUGUUGCUCAUGCAGUACAGGUUUCGUCCUUGUCGUCCAGAGCUCGCAUGACAAACAAGACCUACCAGAUCGUCCAGAUGUAUUUGCAAUCCAUAGGGCAGUACGACGCGCAAAUAACGGCGCAAGAGAAGAAGUACAAGACGCCGCGCAAAUGCUGAAGCCUCUCCCGAGCGAUCGGCGCCGCCACCGGUGGGCGCCACUUUUCCCUGCACGGGAGGCCCGCCCGCCCUGUGUUGCGUGC